Messenger RNA from Homalodisca vitripennis (glassy-winged sharpshooter), 2767 nucleotides. Its product is annotated as helicase POLQ-like. Lineage: Eukaryota; Metazoa; Arthropoda; Insecta; Hemiptera; Cicadellidae. The record is from RefSeq and is a predicted model, not a curated record. The coding region runs from base 371 to 2767 and encodes 798 amino acids. The transcript has 10 exons. Gene Ontology annotation, molecular function: ATP binding; nucleic acid binding.
GCGGUGCAGAAUUUAAAUGAAACGACAUGUAUAUAAUACAUUGUCAUUUUAGGAAUGCAAAAGUUCAUUUUACUUCAUGAAAAUGAGUCCUGUUUAAAUGUAACACAAUGAAUCUACAAUGUACUGUAUAAGCAUAGGUAAUACUGGUUAAUGCACGAUUACGCUGCAUGUAUUAAUUCAAGUUUGGUUAGAAAAAUACUUGGAUAUUCAUCUGCACUAGAUGUUAUGGCGCCAAUGAAAUUUUACAAAAACAGGUUAAAUCUACAAGCAUAAAAAUAAUAGACUAAACAAUUUUAAACAGUUAACCUCUUUUUUGUUACUUUACUGUAAAAGUGACAAAACUCAGGAAAUUUAUCACUGACAACUAGAAAUGGAGAAGGAACUUAUAAGAAAAGUAAAAAAGUCAAGAUUUCUCAGCUACAAAAGUAAUCAGGAUAUUAGCAAUGAAAACAACCCUCUAUUUUUAAAUGAAGCUAAAUCGAACUUGAGUACUCCUACACAAACAAUGUUGCUGAAGACAAACUCUGAGGGCAGCAGUUCAGUUUCACAGGGAAGUAAUUUUAUGUGUUCGCAUGAAAGGAUACACAUAAACUUUAAUAUAAGCAGCGAGGAAACUUCCCUAAGCUCUAAACACUUAAAAAAGAAGUUAAGUGAAAAUGAUAGUAACAGUAUGAACACAUUUUCAAAAAAAAGCAGAACUAGUUUUGAAGUAAUGCCAUGUUCUAGAGAAAGAUCAUUUGCCAAUGAACUUCUCUCUGUUGAUGACUCUCUGUUAGAGAAUCUAGAUUUAUCAUUUAAAGAUAUUCCAGUGAACAAUCACAUGCAGGAUAAAGGUGCAGUGGUUAAUGAAAAUAAUAGUAAAUCAUCUGACAUAUUCAACAGUAAUGAAGAAGAAGAAAGUGAAGAUAUCGAUCCUGAGGAACGAGCAUGGGACAUGUCUAUAAGUGUUGUAGAAGAUAAAGACAGAUCAUUUAGUGAAGGAAACAAUUCAUGUCAUAAAGUACCCAAUUCUCCUGGGUUGUCUGGAUUGGUCUUUGAUACCUGGGUGACUCCUACAAAAAGCCCUCCUGAACCAAAAGAUGAAAGGAAAUCACUUGAAGAUUUGCUGAAAAGAACUCUAGUAAACAAUGCUCAUAAGAAGCUUGUUAAUCAUUCCUCACCAAGGUCAUUGUUUUCUUCUCCUGGUAGUAAAAUUUGGGUGCCUGAUGGAGGCUCAUUUUUCGGACUGCCUAUCAGUGUCAGGAAACUGAUCAAACGAUUUAAGGGCAUCACUAAAUUGUAUGAAUGGCAAGAAGAAUGUUUACGACUUCCUGCAAUUGAAAAACGAACAAAUCUAAUUUAUGCUCUUCCAACAAGUGGAGGGAAAACCCUUGUGGCUGAGAUAUUAGUGUUGAAGGAAAUUUUGUGUAGAGAAAAAAAUGCAUUGUUUGUCCUUCCUUAUGUGUCAAUAGCACAGGAAAAGGUGCGGGCAUUCUCUCCAUUUGCCGUAGAGCUUGGAUUUCUAGUAGAGGAGUAUGCAGGCAGUAAAGGUGCAUAUCCUCCACAGAAAAGACGGCGGAAACGCAGUGUUUAUGUUGCCACCAUAGAGAAGGCGCUAGGUCUGGUCCACAGCCUCCUUGAGUUUCAUAGAAUAGAAGAGCUUGGCUUGGUUGUUGUUGAUGAGCUUCACCUCAUUGGAGAACCCAAGCGAGGAGCCAACUUGGAGUCUAUGCUCACUAAACUUAUCUACAACAAAAGUGAUAUACAGAUAGUUGGUAUGAGUGCCACUAUCGGGAACUUGUCUGACAUUGCUGCAUUCCUGAAGGCUGAUGUUUACACUCAAGACUUCCGCCCAAUAGAACUAACAGAGUAUGUCAAAGUAGAAGAGGAACUUUUCAGAGUUGACCAUUCUGUCAAUAAUGAUGUUCCACUUGUUUUUCAUUCAAAGCUGUCAUUUCAGUACUCUCAAGAGCAGAGACAGCAGGAUCCAGAUCAGAUUGGUGCCUUGGUUGAACAAGUUAUACCAGAACAUUCCUGCCUUGUCUUCUGUCCUUCCAAGAAAAACUGUGAAAACGUAGCUCUUUUGGUGUGCAAUGUGUUUAAGCGAAGCAUCAUGGAGUAUAAAUGUGAGGAGAAGAAAGCACUAUUUCGAGCUCUUCUGUCUGAAGGCAAUGGCACUGUGUGUCCUAUCCUGAAAAAAACAUUACCUUUUGGCGUUGCGUACCAUCAUUCGGGUCUAACCACUGCCGAGAGGAAUCUACUAGAGGAAGCAUUCUUAGCCAAAACUAUAUGUUGUAUCUGCUGUACUUCUACACUGGCUGCCGGGGUCAACCUACCAGCCCGCAGGGUGAUCUUGAGGUCUCCAUACAUUGGGACCCAACUACUCAACAUCAGUCGAUACAAGCAGAUGGUAGGGCGGGCUGGUCGAACUGGCAUGGGUGAAGUGGGGGAGUCUUUCCUACUGUGCAAACAUCAAGAUGCUCAAAAGGUGGGGGAACUGCUGAGCUCAGACAUGGACCUUUGCAGCAGUCAGCUGGCAGGCACAGGAUUGGAGUGUCUGAUUAUCAGUGCCGUGGACCUGGGCGUAGUCUGCACUGCGAAGACUGUCUUGGCGAUGUGUCAAUGCUCCCUACUUGCUGUCCAGGCUGCCCGGCUGGGUGUGGACCUGCCUGAGGCGGUGACUGCUGCCCUUGAUCGAUUGGUACAAAUUGGGGCACUCACCAGGAGUGCUGAUAAUCUAGAACUCAGCAAGAUUGGCAAGGCUGCAGUUAAAGGUGAUAAAUCUUAG